AUGUUCGCCAACUUUGGAUCUGGAAUCCGUUUACGAACUACUGGAAGCAACCCCUUCUUCUCCAUUUUCAAAUCUCCACAGAACCCGCCACCCGUCGUCAUCAAUCUUCCUCAAACCCUAACCCUAGCAAUGGCGACUCUCUCUGCUCCUGAUAAUCGAAGACCCACAUGCCCAUCUUGUUCAAGACCAACUAGCUUCUGCCUCUGCACUCGAAUUAAAACCCCAAUUCUUGAAAACUCCAUAGCCGUCACAGUUCUCCAACACAGCGUGGAGAAGAAACACCCACUCAAUUCAGCUAAAAUAGCAAAACUAGGUCUGAAGAACAUCGAUGUAAUUUGUGUUUCAGAUGUUCUUUCUGAAGCCCACUUUGAUUUACACUUUUCCGAAUCUAAUCCUGAAAUGGGUCCUCGUAAUUCAGUCGAAAACAGCAAAAAGAUUGAACAUUUAUCACCUGCUGAUAUCAGUUUCACUAUUGAGAAAAAAGGUGCCAUCACAUCUCUUGUGAAUAAUUGGGAUCAAAACCAAGAUUUUAAUCAGCUUUUGGUUGCGAUUGAUGGAGUAAGAAAUGGGUUUACUGUGAAAAAGACGCAGAGAGGGAGUGAUCACAAAUACAUGGAAGAAUUUCUAAUUGAAGUUCCUCCAGGAUCAUUGCUUCUUUUCCCAAGUGAGAAUUCGAUUGGGAUAGAAGAUGUUAAUUUCAGUGUCAAGAAUUUGAUUGUAUUAGAUGGAACAUGGUCUAAAGCCACAAAGAUGUACAAUGAAAAUCCAUGGUUGAAACUGUUGCCACAUUUGAAGUUGGAUAUUGAUGAGCUGAGUUUGUAUGGUGAAGUGAGGCGACAACCAAAAGCUGGAUGUUUGUCAUCGAUUGAGAGCAUUGUUUAUGCGCUCAAAGAACUUGGGGGAGAAGAUCUUGAAGGUUUGGAUUGUUUGUUGGAUGUUUUUGAGUCAAUGGUUGUAGAUCAGAGGAGAUGCAAGGAUGAAAAGAUUGAAGUUUGA
Lactuca virosa is the source of this 996-nucleotide messenger RNA. NCBI's taxonomy places the organism in Eukaryota, Viridiplantae, Streptophyta, Magnoliopsida, Asterales, Asteraceae. The record is from the annotation of a GenBank genome assembly.